Messenger RNA from Peromyscus californicus insignis, 1466 nucleotides. It is a transcript of the gene Bod1, whose product is annotated as biorientation of chromosomes in cell division 1. The record is from RefSeq and is a predicted model, not a curated record. NCBI's taxonomy places the organism in Eukaryota, Metazoa, Chordata, Mammalia, Rodentia, Cricetidae. The transcript has 4 exons. The coding region runs from base 16 to 735 and encodes 239 amino acids.
ACCAACCGUCCCACAAUGCAAAGGCCCCCGGUGACGCCAUUAGACGAGCGCCAGCAGAGCUGCGAGCGGGCAGCGUCGUGGGCCCCGCCGCCUCCCACCCUGCCGCCUCCGUCGCCGCCGCCUCCGUGGGGCCCUCCGUGUCUGCGCAGCGCGGCCCGCGGCUCCCGGAGGAGCAACCGAGCGCGGGGCCCGGCGCGGGCGCGGGGCGCGGCCAUGGCGGACGGUGCGGGAGCAGGCGCGGCGGGCCAGGCCUCGGGACCGGCUGCGGGCUCUAGUGGUGCAGGGGGCCCUGUCAACCCCGCUUCGCUGCCUCCGGGAGACCCGCAACUCAUCGCUCUCAUAGUGGAGCAGCUCAAGAGUCGCGGCCUGUUCGACAGCUUCCGCCGGGACUGCCUGGCCGACGUGGACACCAAGCCAGCUUACCAGAACCUGAGGCAGAAAGUGGAUAAUUUUGUGUCAACACAUCUGGACAAACAGGAAUGGAAUCCCGCAAUGAACAAGAACCAGUUACGGAAUGGGCUGAGGCAGAGCGUGGUUCAGUCAGGCAUGCUGGAAGCAGGAGUGGACAGGAUCAUCUCUCAGGUGGUGGACCCCAAACUAAACCACAUCUUCAGGCCACAGAUAGAGCGAGCAAUUCAUGAGUUCCUGGCAGCCCAGAAAAAAGAAGCUCUGCCAGCCCCACCUCCAGAGCCUGAAAGCCAGGAUCCGCCAGCGCCAUCCCAAGACGCUUCCUAAGAAUAUGCCUGAUACCUUUGGAAAACUCCAUUUAAUGAAGAAAUGAAAUGGAUUCCUGUUUCAUAUGAAUAUAACUUUAUUCAACUACGUCACUACUGAUGUCAAGAUUUUGGCCUUGACUAGGGUGGUGUCCAUAUUGGAUGGAGAGCAAGUUUGGUGGUGGGACAGUUGUCCAUACUUGCUCAUGCAUUGUGCCAUCUCUGACCAGCUUGUCCAAGGGUCUGACCAUAGUAGACACUACAGAGGUUUAAGCACUACAUGACUUGGGCUGUCCUGAACAAACCUUUAUACUUGAACACGGACACUGCAUGUCGAUGUUAACGCUUGUGCUCUGCAGUAGGUAGAAGCCAGGCUGGGGCUCGCCGGUCAGGACAGCAAAGGUCAGUGGGAGCGGCUGUUUGAUGGUGGGUUUGAUAUUGUUGCUAGAGUUACAGGCUGGAGUGUGCAGCAGUAACGACAGUGCCCUAAGGUUAUUGUGACCUUCCUGUGCUUGGGGAUUUUAGUGGUUUCCUUCCUCUUGUCAGAGGUAGUUGGAGCCCUGGAGUGAGUGAGGAAGCUGAGACUUGGGGUGCAAGGAAAGCCCCACCGCCUCUGUCCUGGCGUCUCCCUAGCCGUAGGGGCGAGUCACUGUGGAUGUGGUGCUCAGUUCUCAUGUUUGUGUUUUUAGAAGAACAACUGUUAAUAAAUAGUGGAUGUUUUACAAUAAAGUCAUUUGAUGAUGUUUUCCUAAA